This is a messenger RNA of Bactrocera dorsalis (oriental fruit fly), 1363 nucleotides long. Its product is annotated as RING finger protein nenya. Gene Ontology annotation, cellular component: synaptonemal complex. The record is from RefSeq and is a predicted model, not a curated record. Gene Ontology annotation, molecular function: SUMO transferase activity. The transcript has a single exon. NCBI's taxonomy places the organism in Eukaryota, Metazoa, Arthropoda, Insecta, Diptera, Tephritidae. The coding region runs from base 230 to 868 and encodes 212 amino acids. Gene Ontology annotation, biological process: protein sumoylation; homologous chromosome pairing at meiosis; reciprocal meiotic recombination.
AUUUUCACCUAUUCAACAACUAUUAUUUAAAAAGUCAAAGUAGGUAAAUGAAUUUUAUUUAAACACCCUGUUGUGCUUUAAAAUCAAAUAGCAUCAAUAACUAUAAGAAAAACUCAUCUUGUGGCAACAUUAGUUUACAACGGGUAUUGUUUCAUUUCCUAUGGCCGACGAUUUAUUCCAGCUAGUUUAUUUCAAACACAAACUGAGAAAUACAUUAUAAAUUGUCAUCAUGUUUAUGUUUUUUUGCAAUAAAUGCUUUUUGCCAAAGAAUGUGGAAAAUACAAACAAAUACUAUUUUUCAAAUUGCGGUCACGUUUUUUGUCAGUCUUGCACGCCAACGGGGCUAUGCUACAUAUGCAAGACACCCUACGCAGCCAGGACAAUCGACGCCAAUAUGACCAAAUCUAUGGCCGUAUAUUUUGAGUCGCCGGUAAAUGCAUUUCGUCGAUUUCAAAAAAUCGUUCAAUUUCAAACCAUGCAGGAUGCGUUAAACGCACAUUACUACGUCAAUUGCUUGCCGCAACAGAUCCAAGCUGCGCUAAAGAAACUUAAUGGUAUGAAGCGAAUCGAUGCACAUUUGGAUGAGAAAUUAGCACAUGAAACCACACGUAUUGAGAAACUGAAAGCAUAUUUAGCUUAUAAAAAGCGAAGCUUACAGGAGCGCCACCAAAGGCAUCAACGUCCGGCACGCGGCCGCUCCGCAACGUCGACCGCAUACAGCAGUGGUCAAAAUUCACGCCCCAAGACUCCAACCAUAAGCACCCUAUCGGACGUAACAAUGUCCAGCGUCGAUUGCACCAAAAGUACAAAUUUAAGCAAUCAAAGUGACUCAUUCUUAGAUCAUGUGCGAAAUGAUUUUACUAUAUAAGAUUUGAAAUUAAAUUACUGAAUGUUAAUAAAUUUAAAUAAGAAAAAAUGCAAAGUAUAUUUAACUUGCUGUAUGAAUAUGUGAAUUUGAGUGAAAGCUUAAUUUAAUUAAAUUUUGAGUGGUUGUUUGUACGAAGGUAUAUAUAUAAUUAAGCUUAGGGUUAAAUUGGAACCCAAACUUACUUAAAUUAAUUUUUUUUAUUAUGAUUAUGUGUGGUUUUUUGAAUAUAUUUAGCUAAUCGCUAUAGUGUAAGUACAAACAAAAUACGGAAUGAACAUUCAAUAACUUCUGUUUUAGAUUAUUCGGUUAUGCAAGAAUUUUGCAAACUAAUUUGUAAACAUAAAGUAACACGUGAACAGCUCUCCAAUAUGUGAGUUUGUAUGUACUCAACGCCUCGGAUACAGCGACUACUAAUAAAAGUUAAUCAAUGUGUUGGGUGUAUAAUCUCGUGUAUGACAGAGUUAAACAAUAAAAACGUGUUCAAAUUGUUUUUUU